AAGGACCCUAAGCUCAGCUUCUUCACUGUGAAAUCCUGAUGCUCAUGCUAGGAGUUGUCUCCUGAAUUUAUUUCUUAUUUAAUUUAAAUUUUAAAAAAUAAUGAACUUCGCAGCUCUAGUUAUCACUUUUUUAGCCUGUGCACUCUUCUCAAUGACAGAAGGACUUUUUAUCCAACAGCCCCGAUGUCAGUGUACAAAAACAAUACCAAUGAAAUUCCCUGAUCAUAUAAUUGUGAAGAUGGGGAAAUUUGAACCUGGUCCUCACUGCAAAAAUACAGAAAUAAUUGCUACAGUGAAACUGAUAAAAUUAUUUACUUGGUGCCUAAACCCUAAUGAUGAGCGGGUUCAGGAUGCACUCAAAAGAAGGAACCUGGCAUAAGAGCUUGCUACUGCAAUGAAGAUCCAUGAAGGAAAAAAAAGCAAAAAGUUGUCUCAACCUCUCAGUAUUUCUUCUUAUAUUGGAUAAGUUAUUGAUUAUUCUAAGUGUAUUUUUAUAAAUGGUCUAUGUUUAAUAAAAUCAACAAAUCAAAAAAUCAAAAAAUUUAAAUUUACUAGCAUUUCACUAUUAUUGCUAAUGAAGUGUUUUAAAAAUUUUAUACGGUCUGUUA
Tachysurus fulvidraco (yellow catfish) is the source of this 608-nucleotide messenger RNA. RefSeq names its product chemokine (C-X-C motif) ligand 8b, duplicate 3 (gene cxcl8b.3). The transcript has 4 exons. Gene Ontology annotation, cellular component: extracellular region. Gene Ontology annotation, biological process: antimicrobial humoral immune response mediated by antimicrobial peptide; chemokine-mediated signaling pathway; neutrophil chemotaxis. The coding region runs from base 101 to 379 and encodes 92 amino acids. The record is from RefSeq and is a predicted model, not a curated record. NCBI's taxonomy places the organism in Eukaryota, Metazoa, Chordata, Actinopteri, Siluriformes, Bagridae. Gene Ontology annotation, molecular function: CXCR chemokine receptor binding; chemokine activity.